Molecule: messenger RNA, 5441 nt
Organism: Marmota monax (woodchuck)
Lineage: Eukaryota; Metazoa; Chordata; Mammalia; Rodentia; Sciuridae
Gene: Prop1
Product: PROP paired-like homeobox 1
Exons: 5
Coding region: 1514-2107 (197 amino acids)
Biological process (GO): regulation of transcription by RNA polymerase II; pituitary gland development
Cellular component (GO): transcription regulator complex
Molecular function (GO): DNA-binding transcription factor activity, RNA polymerase II-specific; RNA polymerase II cis-regulatory region sequence-specific DNA binding
Source: RefSeq, a predicted model, not a curated record
GGCUGGCGCGGGGGGCGGCGGCGUCCCGGCAACUCGGCCGGCGCUGAGGAGCAAGUUGCGCGGCUCUGGCCGGGGUGAACCUGGCCGGCCACUCGGUGCAGGGGGGCAUGGCCCUGCCGCCUCCCCCGCACGGCCACGAAGGGGCGGCAGGAAGCAGGACAUAGGCGACAUCCUCCACCAGAUCAUGACCAGAGCUUGGACGAGGCGCAAGCAAAGAAACAUGCCCUGAACUGUCAUAGAAUGAAACCCGCUCUCUUCAGCGUCCUGUGUGAGAUCAAAGAGAAAACAGGUGCAGUUGUACAUGCCUAUAAUCCCAGCUACUCCGGAGCCUGAGGCAGAAGGAUCACAAGUUCAAGGAGCACUUGCCUUGAAAAGCAACUCCUGAGCUUGUUUUCUGAGACUUCAUUGUGUAUCCGAAUCCAUUUUCGACGGGAAGCUCCCAAGUGUGCUGGACUACAGCGACCCGGUUCACCAAGCCGCCCCCAGCACCCGCCCCAGGCGGCAGGAGGGGAUUUAACUGGACAAAAGAUUCUGGUCCCCUGGGAAUAUGAGCUCUUGGCCCCAGUCCCUGGACCCUCCAACAGAACACCUUCCCUCAUCCGGCUUGUGAUCCUCCCCAGAGCAAGGGGGCUCUGGUGACCAGGUAAUGAUUGGAUGGGCCCACAGGGGCCAGGAGGAGGUCACUCCUCCAAGACUCAAGGAGAGAGAGGUGGUGUGGGAAAAUAGGCAGCUGAAAGAAGAGAGAGCAGCAUCCUGGUGGAAAGAAGAUCGAAAGAGAGAAAAAUAGAGAAUCAGAUGAAGGAGAGAGAGAGAGAGAGAGAGACAGAAAAGGAGAGAGAGAUGUGGGGAAUGAGAAUGAGGAAUUAGAAAAAAAAUAAAAGACAGUGAAGAGACAUCUCUCUAUAUACCUAUAUCUUUACACACACGCGCACGCACACACACACACACACACACACAGAUCAGAGAUUAUACAACAAAAGGAGGAGAGAGAUCACGGACAUAGAAGGGAUCAACAGAAACGGAAAGACUGAGCUAGAAUCAAAGAUUCAGGGACACAGGAGACUGGACUGUCUUUGGUGUUGGUGGCUAAUCAUGGAAGCUGAAGGGAGGAGCCAGCAGGGGAAGCAAAGGAAGGGGCGAAUUUGCAGCACCCUCUUACCUGAGAGAUACCCAGCUGCAGGGACUCUGACCUCCACAGUGGGUGAGUGACUUCCCAGGCUGGGCUUGGGGCCCUGAGGUGGGCAACAGGUAUGAGACUCAUGUCUAGUCUCCUCUGAGGCAGUGGUUCACUAUGGAGGAAGGCUGGGAGAAGAAAUGAAAACCAGAAUCCUAGCAUAUUAAAACCAUGGGGUCCUUAAAUAGAACUCCUUUGCUUCACAGGCAGAAAUGAGGCCCUGGAUUCUGGUGAUGCAGAGGCAUAGCUGGAGCCUAUGCCUUCACUCCUAAUCUCAGAGUUUGCCCCAGAACACUGCCUUCUGUAAGGGAGGGAGCUGGAGGGGCCGAGGCUUUGAUCAUGAGAGAGCAGUACAAUACAUACAUGAGCACUCAGCCCUACAGAAGGCUCUCUGCUGUAGGAGUGGGGAGACCGAGACAUUCUCCACAAGAAGGACAGAGGGGUCACUUGCACUCCCGGCGCCGCCACCGUACCACCUUCAGCCCAGCACAGUUGGAGCAGCUGGAAUCAGCCUUUGGGAGGAAUCAGUACCCAGACAUCUGGGCCCGAGAGGGUCUCGCACGGGACACGGGCCUCAGUGAGGCCAGAAUACAGGUCUGGUUCCAGAACCGCAGAGCUAAGCAACGGAAGCAAGAAAGAUCAUUGCUCCAGCCACUGGCCCAUCUCUCGCCUGCCACCUUCUCUGGAUUCUUGCCAGAGUCCCCUGCUUGUCCCUAUUCCUACACAACACCACCUCCAACAGUAACCUGCUUCCCUCACCCCUAUAACCAUGCCCUUCCCUCACAGCCCUCCACAGGUGGUUCAUUUUCUCUACCCCACCAGACUGAGGACUGGUAUGCCACUUUGCACCCAACAGCCACUGGUCAUCUGCCCUGUCCCCCACCUCCAUCUGUGCUCCCUCUCAGCCUUGAGCCACCAAAGUCCUGGAACUAGAGUCAAACUAGUAAAUAAGGUCAUCUCUAGCCUAUGGCCCUCAUAAAACAGAAAAUUGGGUGGCUUCCUUCCCUUCUAAGGGUGAUACAAAUCUCUGUAUUUGUAUAUGUAUAUGAUAAGGGGCAGCUCAGAGUUUGGAAAUAUUUUAAAAUGGGAAAUAUUUCUGGGCAUGGUGGAGCACACCUGUAAUCUCAGUGAUAGGAGGCUGAGGCAAGAGAAUUGCAAGUUCAAAGCCAGCCUCAGCAACUUACCAAGGCCCUAAGCAACUUGGUGAAACCCUGUCUCAAAAUAAAAGAUAAAAAGGCCUGUGGAUGUGGCUCAGUGAUUAAAUGCCCUGGUUUAAUCUCCAGAACCAAAACAAUUGUUUUUGAUGAAUUCUCACUCAGGUGAUGAAAUGAGAAAAUUUGGGGAGGUGAACUUCCAAGAGAUAUAGGUUAAAAAGCUUCAGUAGAGGUGACUAGUGGAAGGGUGAUAUUGAUGGAGAAAAUGGUUGCUGCUGUUGAAUGGGGAUGGUUGAACGAGGCAGAACUUGAGGGGCUUCAUUCAUUGAGGUCCUGAUUGAAGAACUUCAUCCAGCUGUCUCUAGCCGAUUUUUUGGAGCAGGAGGCAGUACUGGGGAUUGAACUAAGGGGCACUCAACCACUGAGCCACAUCCCCAGCCCAAUUUUGCAUUUUUAUUGAGAAGCAGAGUCUCACUGAGUUGCUUAGCACCUCGCCAUUGCUGAGGCUGGUUUUGAACUCACAAUCCUCCUGCCUCAGCCUCCCAAGCUGCUGGGAUUACAGGCAAAAGAGCCACUGCACCUGGCUCUAGCUGAUUUUAAUAAGCCUUUUGAUUUAAAUUCUACCUAGACCCCCCCUUCCCCAUCACCAUCACUCACGACCCCAUUCACUUUGGUAGAUUCUGUUCUAGAACUAUCUCCUGAGUUGGUCCCUCUUCUUCCCAUGCCAACAGACCCUCUGCUUUUCCUGGCACUGUAUUUUGUGACUUCCCAUCUUCAUUGCUUCCUUCAGCUCCAGUCUUUCCCAUCUCCAAGAGACCUUUGCAAAUAUGAACGUCAAGGAAUGGCUCUCCAAUAUCUAAUAAGAAAUUCAUUAAUAAGAUCUGACUAGCUUAGCCUACAGGAGCCUUCAACCUAAUUUUUAAAUCAGUUGCAUGUUUUCACAUAUGUGGUUUGGAUAGAGAAGAAGUACUCUGAUUGAAGGCAAAUUUGUCCAAGAACAAACCAUCUGAGGCUCAUACCAUAUCAUUCCUAGGAAAGGACCUGCCAAAAAGUGCCUUGAUCUGAGCUCCUCCCAAAAGAAUCAUGAUGUAGCCUGGUUGGUCCUACAGUUUCUAUACCAUAUUGCCUAAAAUAUACUUGUUUUUACUUGUAAUUCACUUAUUUAUGUGUUGGCUUACCUCCCUUAUUGGCAGGUCCACAGAAGGAUAUUUAGUAGUCAGGCUUCUAGUGAUGGAAACUCAUGUAGUUUGUAGUUUUUUUUAUAUAUGAGAAGUCUGAAAUCAAAAUUCCUAUACUAAACAUUUGCAUUCUUUUCUAAUUAUCUCUUUGUGCCAGACGGCCUUCCAGAAAGAUAGUACAGUCAGGUCUUUAUAUUUGUAGGUUCUGCAUCCCAGAGUUAACCAACUGCAAAUCAAAAAUAUUCCCCCCAAAAUUGCAUCUGUACUGAGCGUGUACCAACUUUUUAUUGGCAUUAUUUCCUAAACAAUACAGUAUAACAAGUAUUUACAUAGCAUUGCAUUAGUUAUUUAAAAGAAUAUAGAGAUGAUUUUAUGUAUACUGGGAUGUGUGCACAGACAUAUAACAUUUUGUAUCAGGGACUUGAGCAUCCUUGGGUUUCAGUAUCUGCAGAAGAUUGUUGAACGAGUCCCCCCCAUCCUGAGGGAUAGCUCUACUAGUUUUCAUUCCACCAAAAGAACCUGGAUGGUUAGUUUGGGUGCAUCCUUGUUGACUUUUAUGACUUCUGACAAUUUGUUAACUGAGAGUGAUGGCUCCUUGUUGCUUAUUUUUUAAAUUUUCAUUACUUGCUAGUGGGAGUUAAAAUAGUUUUGUGUUUAUUAGAAAUGUAUAAGUUUUCUUUUCUGCAUUACCUCUGAAUUAUCUGUGGCUCUGUAUAUUAAUGUAAUCACCUUUUAGUCAUGCUUGAGAUAUUGUGUAUUAGGGGUAUGAACAUAUGUUUGUGGGUGUUACAACUACCUUUCAUGAAUUGUCAUUUGUUUUUAGCCUUUCUCAAAAAGAGUUUCCUUGAGAGAACUGAACCCCAAUUCCUUAGACACUGUAUUAAUGCAUUAACUUCUGCCUUAAAUAUAUAGAAUGAUACCAAUUUCAUAGAAUUUAGUCUUUCAGUUCAUUUCUGUGUUCUAUGGGUCAUAAGACAGAACAAACAUAGGAAGAAAUAAAAAAAUGUUGGGAGAUUCUGGCUAAAGUGACCUACCGGGAUUCUUACCAGAUUGCUCAGAUGUCACCUAGGGUAUGGUACAGUAUGAAAAACCAUAUUGGAUAUUGAGAUCGGUCAGAUAUGAAGGAUUGGGAUUCUGGAUAAACCAAGGAUUUUUUAGAAGGAUUCUUGCUAAAAUUAGACAACACAGAGAUGAAGGUGGAAAUACAAAAUUCAAGACCUAGUUAAAAAAGAAGAGUUCAGGGGAACCUGAGUUGAAUUUGGUGGAGUGUAAAAUCUUUGUCCCUUUAAUAUGUGAUGUGAUUUUCACCUGCUAAAGGUUUUAGGAUCCUCUCUUCUUUGAUCCUGGUGUUUUGUUUUUCACAGUGACUGACAGUGUGAAAACACCUCUCUAUAUUCAUUUCUGCCACUUAAUGAAUGGAUUCUAUCAUUCCACUGAUUGUUGAAGGAUAGUAGAAUAUGCUGCCCCCAAAUAUGCCACUUCUGUAUAAGGAUUAUUUUGAGCUGAAGGCAACUGAGAUGAAGUAGACACAGAACAAGCUCUCUGCCCUCCCCAAACUUUCCAAAAAGGGGGACAUGCAUUACUAAGGCUGUCCUCCCUCCCCUCUGUACCAGAAAGGACAGAAAUCAAUCACUGUAGAAAAUUCUAGGUCCUUAUGAACCCAGACACAGAGCCAUAGGAGUUUACAUAACAAACCUGCUAACUAGAUCUUCUUUCCCCUUGUUUCUUCAUAUGUUUGCCUUGUCCUUGGAAGAACAACACACAGUCCUUCAGUAUUAAUGUUAGCCUAGGAUUUUUGUAGGUGUCCUUUGUCAAUUUGAGGCAGCUGUCCUUCUUAACUUGUUGAAAGUUUGGUCCUAAAUGGAUGUCAGAUUCUGUCAAAUGCUUUUUCUGUGUCAAUUAAUAUGAUAGAUUAAAUUUUCCCCAAAAUUGUUA